This is a messenger RNA of Aspergillus glaucus CBS 516.65, 402 nucleotides long. Its product is annotated as RNA-binding protein LSM5. Gene Ontology annotation, molecular function: RNA binding. The record is from RefSeq and is a predicted model, not a curated record. The transcript is spliced from 6 exons. Gene Ontology annotation, biological process: mRNA splicing, via spliceosome. Lineage: Eukaryota; Fungi; Ascomycota; Eurotiomycetes; Eurotiales; Aspergillaceae. Bases 40 to 285 code for a protein of 81 amino acids. Gene Ontology annotation, cellular component: U4/U6 x U5 tri-snRNP complex; U6 snRNP; Lsm1-7-Pat1 complex.
AUUGCAGAUCAUUGAAAAGUUUCGCACAUUUCAGAGAAGAUGGCGUCGCAACUGCUUCCUUUGGAGUUGAUUGAUAAGUGCGUCGGCUCGAGAAUUUGGGUGGUCAUGAAGGGUGACAAGGAGUUCUCUGGGACAUUGCUCGGAUUCGAUGACUACGUCAACAUGGUCCUGGAAGAUGUGACUGAAUUUGAUUACGCCGGUGGCAAAUCCCAGCUUCCCAAGAUCUUGCUGAACGGGAACAAUAUCUGCAUGUUGAUCCCCGGAGGAGAAGGGCCAGGCGCCUAAAGACAUGUUUCAAUUUAAUUGUUCACUAUGAUCAAAAGAACGUUGCUGGUGAUGAUUGAACGACUUCAUAUAGAGAAGCUAUAAUGGCAGAUCAAUUGCAUUUUGUUACGAUUCGUC